ACUUGUAUAACGACGGUCGUCAACGGACUCUAUUCAAGUCGUAAAUACGCACGACUUGUUUAUCAAUCAGUUGCAGCGUUCUUAGCGAGCAUGGCAACGUUUGACACGAAGAAGAAGGAUUUUGAUCUGGUGAUUGUUUUCGAAGCUUUUCAACAAUGCCGACAGAGCGACGACACGCUGGUGUUGAGGGAGUACCUGACGGCGUUCACCGAGCUAUGCAGAUUUUUCAAGCUCAACGGUACAUUGUUUGGUUUUGUUGCGAUGGACUUAGAAGACAAAAUCAGAAUUCUAAACGAGCAUCUGACAGCUGACGAGAUACACUACACUUCAGUCCAGUCCAUGCUGCAGUACGAGGUCGACCAUGACUUUACAAAGGUAAAAAAGGGCAAUCUGAAGUCAGGGUCAAGGACGUUGCUAAGGUUACAUCGAGCUUUGGAAUUUAUCCUUGCUUUCAUGUCUCGUCUUAGGACCGGAGACGAGAACGAGAAGUCUUCUGCGAUAGCUUCUGAAGUCUACAACCAGACUUUGUCCCGAUUCCACCCGUGGGUUGUCCAGAAAAUGGCCGGAUUGGCAAUGUACAUGCUACCAUCGAAAAAGGACUUGAUUGAUGUCAUGUGCAAACAAGACUAUGAAUCCGUUAUGCGCACGCUCGGAGAAGUGGUGACUUCCGGUCAGCCUCUUUAUGACAUCACGCAGAGACUGUACGAAGACAAAGAUCUCCUGGAGCUGCCAUAGUCUCUUCACGGAAGAGUUUUAACCAGUGCCAUUUUAUAUUUCUGUUUUGGUUGGAACCGAACCGUGGCCGGUGUUCUUAAUGGUAUUACGAGACUUUGUAGCUCAAAAACAUCCACUCAAAGCAAGGCCAGACCCUCCAUUGUCUCAACAGUUUUGUUUGAAACAGCGCCAUAAUACGUGACGGGUUUUGUCGGAACUGGGCCAUUGACGGUAGUUCCUUGUAUUUACAACUAAGAUACAAAGUUUAUCUUUUCAUUUUGGAAUUCGAAAUUGUAAAUUGCGACUGAAUUUGGUUACAAUAUCGCCUGUGCGACGAUAAAUGUCGACCCACUCACUCACAUGAACCGGAAAAGACGAAGUUUGCCGUAUGGCUAAUUGUCACCACUCGCCCACCACUGGCCCACUCGUCAGCACUCGCCUCUUUCCGUAACCUCCAAGAAAUUUUGGCUUGUCCCGGAAUAACACGAGUGGGUCACAAAUACUGUUUUCCGUAACUACUUGGCCUUUCGUCACCUCUCGGCUCAAUCCCGGACAAACGAAUUGGGUUUUGUUUCAAUCUCGGGAUGCAUGGACAUUGCCAUGAAUCGGGAACAAAACUUCUACUUUAAGUAGCACAGACAUACCCAAACAGGCCUUCUGGUGAAAAUUAGUUCGGAACAACUUUUAUGACUAUAACUCAGGUAUUUUAUUGGAUGAAAUGUAUAUGUUUUACAAACAUUUAAAAGAAGGGAUUCUUUUGUCGAAAUACAUUUUUCAAAUGAGAUUGUUUUUCCCUUUUCCCAAGUGACCAUUUUCGUUGUCAUUUCUCGAUCGUUUCUUUGGAUACUUCCUCGAGGUUUUGCCGGAAUGACACGAACGGUCACGACAGGUCACGAUUGGUUAGUGUGUACUCGCUAGCAGUACGAUGUGUGUAUUGGCGGGUAUAUAUCCUGAAAUGCCACGCGUUAGUUGCUGUGGUAUACAACCUCCAUAGAAUCCUAUGUCCCGGUUAACUCAGAAUAGUGUGAUCACCAAAGUGAACUGCCGGGGAAUAAGAUAUUAUUUAAAGGUUAAAGAUUUCCCAAAAAUAUACACGAAGCAAAUGUCACAGUUUGACAUUUUGUAUUAAUUACAAUGUCUUGAAGUUGGCAGCUCAUGUGAACCUGACAUCUGAGAGGCACGGCUUCAAGUGAUAUCUGCAGCAAAACCUAGGUUGUUGUCAAUAUCUUAACGUCACCUACCUCUUUCCUCUCAUCACUUCAUAUUGCCAAACAAUAUGCAAGAUUAUAGUGAUUUGAUGAUAGUAUUCCAUAUAUAUAUAUACAUAUGAUACUCAUAAGGACCACUCAUUGUAGUUCGUUAUAUCUGUAUUGUGUUAAACGCAUUUCGGCUAAAAUAUGUAACCAAAAACAGUUCGUUAUAUCCAUCAGUUCGAUAUAUCCGUCUGUUCGUCAUAUCCGUCAGUUCGUUAUAUCCGUCAGUUCGUUAUAAGCGUGUUAGCUAUUUUACUGUAUUUAUAACCAACAACCGUGGCCCUGGGGGGGGCACAUUGUGGCAGAGUUGUGUCCCUUUGUCGACAGGAUCUGCUGGUCGUUGGUUGUAAUCCAAGUGCCGUCCUAUAUGAUAUUUGUUUUGUAAAAUUGUGAUAUAUAUGUUACUCAGGGGCGCCUGCCAAUAUUACUCCGACACGCCGUGACGAUACCGUGUUUGUCACUCACUGUUCAUCACGAAUUUACAAGUCCCGUUUAACCGAGAAACACGACCAAUCAUAAUGUAUUUUUUCUUGUUGCUCGUGAGAAUCCGUUUGUUUUAUCACUAGACAUGAUUAUUUUAUGAAUAAAUAUUUUUUAAAUUCUUA
Molecule: messenger RNA, 2572 nt
Organism: Haliotis rubra (blacklip abalone)
Lineage: Eukaryota; Metazoa; Mollusca; Gastropoda; Lepetellida; Haliotidae
Product: ceramide-1-phosphate transfer protein-like
Exons: 2
Coding region: 91-735 (214 amino acids)
Biological process (GO): intermembrane lipid transfer; ceramide transport
Cellular component (GO): membrane; cytosol; cytoplasm
Molecular function (GO): ceramide 1-phosphate transfer activity; ceramide 1-phosphate binding
Source: RefSeq, a predicted model, not a curated record